AACCAACUGCACCACCACCGGACGGAAGAGCCCAGCUGACACAACCAAGAGUCUCAUUGUCUAGGGAAGCUUGAGGUUCAGCUGCUUCUACUUCUGGAGUGCCUGAACUCAGUUAAUGCAAUUUUUGAAGCAUGGCCUGAAUAGAUUCAUUCAUUAUCAAGUCAAGCUAAAAACAGUGAAAGGUUGCUACCCUUACCAAACAGGGGAAACCUGAAGAACUACACACAAGAAACAUGUCAUUUAGCACCUUCACUUUUUGAUCCCCACAGAAGGCAAUGAGAAGUCACACUAUAACAAUGACAACGACUUCGCUAAGCAGCUGGUCUUGCUCCUCCCAUGCAACACGUUUUAUAACUAAUCACAGCAACCAAUUGCCACAAAACUUCUCAGAAGCAUCAAAUGUUACCUGUUCCAUGGAUGAAAAAUUACUAUCUACUCUGUUAACAACAUUCUAUUCUGUGAUUUUCAUCGUGGGACUGGUUGGGAACAUAAUUGCUCUCUAUGUAUUUCUGGGUGUCCACCGCAAAAGAAAUUCCAUUCAAAUUUACCUACUUAACGUAGCCAUUGCAGACCUCCUACUCAUCUUCUGUCUUCCUUUCCGAAUAAUGUAUCAUAUUAACCAAGACAAGUGGACAUUAGGUGUGAUUCUGUGCAAGGUUGUGGGAACACUAUUUUAUAUGAACAUGUACAUUAGCAUUAUUUUGCUUGGAUUCAUCAGUUUGGAUCGCUACAUAAAAAUUAAUCGGUCUAUACAACAACGGAAGGUAAUAUCAACCAGACAAAGUAUUUAUGUUUGCUGUACAGUAUGGAUAGUUGCUCUUGCAGGAUUUUUAACUAUGAUUAUUUUAAUGCUUAAGAAAGGAGGGCAUAAUUCCACAAUGUGUUUCCACUAUAGAGAUAAGCAUAAUGCAAAAGGAGAAGCAAUUUUUAACUUGAUUCUUGUGGUAAUGUUCUGGCUAAUUUUCCUACUAAUAAUCCUUUCAUAUAUUAAGAUUGGCAAGAAUUUAUUGAGGAUUUCUAAAAGGAGGUCAAAAUUUCCUAAUUCUGGUAAAUAUGCCACUACAGCCCGGAAUUCCUUUAUUGUACUUAUCAUUUUUACUAUAUGUUUUGUUCCUUACCAUGCCUUUCGAUUCAUCUACAUUUCUUCACAGCUAAAUGUAUCACCUUGCUACUGGAAGGAAAUCGUUCACAAAACCAAUGAGAUCAUGCUGGUUCUCUCAUCUUUAAAUAGUUGCUUAGAUCCAGUCAUGUAUUUCUUGAUGUCCAGUAACAUUCGCAAAAUAAUGUGCCAACUUCUUUCUAGACGAUUUCAAGGUGAAGCAAGCAGGAGUGAAAGCACUUCAGAAUUUAAACCAGGUUACUCCCUGCAUGAUAUAUCUGCAGCAGCUAAAAUGCAGUCUAGUUCUAAAAGUACUUGAGGUAAACAUACUAAGAAGAAUGAUACAAGACAGCCUCUUAAUUCCUUAAAGAACUAAUGAAUUUGUAACAAAGCUCUAGCAUUGAUAAAACUCAAAUCUUCUCAAAGCUCUGUUAGUAUUUGUGAUAUUUCAUUUGCUUAAUUGUAAAAUAUUUCAAGGCAAAGAAAAGCUUAUACUCAUCACUAAAUUUUAAAUCUGUAUGUAAAAUCUUUUCAAAAUAGAUUUUUAAGAUAACACUCAACAUCGAUUAUAAAGUUAAGUAAAAUUCAUGGUUUAACAACAAAAUAAUUAAAAGAAGUGCAGAGGUUCUCAAGUCACUAAAGUAGUUAUUAAAAUCAAGCACUUGAUACUAAUUUAAGUGUGUUUAUAAAAGUGAGUUAAAUGACUUGGGGACUGACUUAAAAUGUCAGAAAAUUUAUGUUCAUUUGUCAUUUAAAAAGCAUAAUUUGCUACUGUAUUCAUUUAUGCCUAAACCUCUAUAACAGAUAAAAUAAUUAAUAAAAUUCUAAUAAAAAUGAGA
Molecule: messenger RNA, 1938 nt
Organism: Galeopterus variegatus (Sunda flying lemur)
Lineage: Eukaryota; Metazoa; Chordata; Mammalia; Dermoptera; Cynocephalidae
Gene: GPR34
Product: G protein-coupled receptor 34
Exons: 3
Coding region: 276-1418 (380 amino acids)
Biological process (GO): G protein-coupled receptor signaling pathway
Cellular component (GO): membrane
Molecular function (GO): G protein-coupled purinergic nucleotide receptor activity
Source: RefSeq, a predicted model, not a curated record